AUGACAGGUUGUAAGGCGGCAGAUACGCCAAUCAAACCUAAUGUAAAGUUGAAAACAGCAGCAGCUAAUGAGGUAAUGGACAAAGAACGUUAUCAAAGAUUGGUAAGGCGACUAAUCUAUUUGGCUCACACUCGACCUGACAUAGCUUUUGCAGUGAGUGUUGUGAGUCAAUUCAUUCAUUCACCUGGACCUACUCAUUUUGAAGUCGUAUUCAAAAUUUUGAGAUACCUCAAAAGAACUCUUGGGAAAGGACUUUUGUUCAAAAAAGGAGAAUAUCUUCUGAUAGAGGCCUACACAGAUGCAGAUUGGGCAGGAAAUGUAAAUGAUAGAAGAUCCACCUCUGGUUAUUGUACCUUUGUAGGCGGAAAUCUGGUUACUUGGAAAAGUAAAAAACAAAGUGUGGUGGCAAGGAGUAGUGCUGAAGCAGAAUUCCGAUAUGUGGCACAUGGAUUCUGUGAAGUGUUAUGGAUAAAAAAGACUCCUAGAAGAAUUGAAGAUUUCUAUACCAGCAUCUAUUAA
Messenger RNA from Ricinus communis (castor bean), 519 nucleotides. RefSeq names its product secreted RxLR effector protein 161-like. The record is from RefSeq and is a predicted model, not a curated record. NCBI's taxonomy places the organism in Eukaryota, Viridiplantae, Streptophyta, Magnoliopsida, Malpighiales, Euphorbiaceae. Bases 1 to 519 code for a protein of 172 amino acids. The transcript has a single exon.